UCUGUCAUAAGCGCAUAUGUUAUUGUUUUGAAAGUUUUGUGUUGUGUCCUGUGCCACUUUUACAUUUCUUUAAUAUUUAAUCAUUUAGGCUUAUUCUAAUAAUAAUUGCUUACAGUAUAACGUUGGUUAUUUCACUAUGAAUCAAGGCAAAAAUCUUCCUGAAAGAACCCUAGGAGAUGGAAUGGAAAAGAAACCCCUGGAAACCAUUGACAAUAAGUUACACCUCCUCAAAAACCUUACCCAACACUCCAAAGAAAUCACAUUUAAACAGAUGCUGUUGUCAAUGAAGCCGGUUGAACCAGGAGCGGAAGUGGUUAAUCUUGUGCCAAAGUACCUACUUCAAGACAAAAAGGUGUCCAAUAUUGUUGUUUUGAAACCGAAAGAGCCAAAGUUCAUCCCUUAUGAGCCCUACAAGGGUGCAGUCCAACGUAUUAGACCUCAGAAAACUAAGAAAAAAAUGCAUGUUGUAAAGACACAUGCUGUUCCAGAAGUUGCAGUUGAAACUAAAAAAUCCAAAAAUAAUGUGGAAAUUCAAGAACUGGUAAAACAAAUAUCUGACAUAAAAGCCUCAGAACUGACAAAAAUGAAAAUAUCCGCACUAAAAGAAGAUGCAGUGAUGCCCAGGGAACAAUGGGAAAAAGAGAAAAAGGAGUAUGAGACAGACAUUAAGAACUUUAAAGAAACAAUAGCGCAUUUGGAAAACCAGGUUAAGUUUCAAAUUCAAGUCAAUAAUGAGCUUAAAACCCUUCUAGUCGCCGCUGUGGGUGAAGAUCUCGAAAGUCGUGUGCAGCAUUUAACUGAAGACAAACUCUCUUUGGCGAGAGCGUUAUUAAACUCGGCGAACCAUUUAACAUCACACCAAGAGCAAACUGAGUGGUUAAGCGGCCAGUGUGAGGUUUGGAGAAGCAAAUUUCUUGCAUCUAGUUUAAUGGUAGAAGAGUUGGCUACUUGGAAAUCGACCCUCACCAAACGAACCCACAGCUUACAAGAUAUAAUAAAAUCGAUGCUUAACGAACAUACUGUUUUGCGAAAACAAAUGUUUGAAACAUUUAAGAAUUUAAACCAAAUAUCUGCGAAUAAAAGAUCAAAUUUAAAAUCUGGGGAUCUGAUGGAAUUGGGAAGGACAAAUCUGGAUCUUUCGGUGGAGUUAAGGAGUGAAUAUAGUAAAUCUCUGGAUGCUGCUGAUAUGGAACAUGCUUAUGUUAGUAAUCAAACGCCUGCUGAAAAGUUAGCGUUAAAGGUCCUUCAAAACCCAUUGACCAUCACAUCGUCGCAAGACCUUUUAUGCAACGUAUUAGUGGGGGCCGCCCAUUCGAUAAGCGGCGACCAGAAGUACUUGCAAAGUACCUCUUUGCAUCCUUGCUGCCAUCACUGUACUGGAGAAGUGCAGAAUAUUUGACGUAAAACGUGUACAUAUUAAAUAUUUUAAGCGUUAUUAAAAAAAAACUCAAUGUAAAUUUAGAAAAAAAGGAGCCUUAAAAUAUACUUUUAAUUUUAGAAUAAGUGUAUGACUAUACAGGGUGUCCCAAAAGUAGAAGUCCAAACGAAAGGAGGCAAUAGAGGAGGUCAGUAGCAAUCAAAAAAACCCCAUAUACUAUUAUUCGAUUGUUGAUGGUUUAAAAGUUAUUACCGUUUUUCUGUUUUUUAUAAAAAUAGUGUCAUGAAUUCUGUAAAGAACUCAUAGAAAGAAUAUUCUCACGUAUUUGCGUGGUAUUUGUUAUGAAUGUUGCCUUAAAUAGUAUACUUUUUCAUAAGUAAUAAUUGCAUGAAAACAAUUGCUUCUGUCACUACUUAGAAAAUGAUAAUUUCCCAAUGUGUUUAAGUUUUACAUACACAUUUUUGCGUUUGAAUUGAUGCUGCUACAAAGCACGUGUUCGACCAAAAAUAAACAGCUAUCAGAAAAAGUUGCUUUAUUUAUGCAGAUUCUUUACGGUCAAAUAUUUAUGACAAGAAAACUAAAUAUUCUUUUUCAAAUAAUUUUUAAGAUCAACAUACCAUUUCCCUGUCGCGAAUGUAGUUAGUUUCUUUUUGGUUUUUCAACAAAUUAGGCUUUAUUUCUUAUACUUAGACUGUUUGCUGUUUCUAUUUUCGGAGUUUUUCGUGUUUUAACUCCCUUGCUACUAAUUACAAGUAAACCUUCACAAAUGGCUUAUAGUUCCCACGAAUAUGCAGAAAUGCACUAUGUUUAUGGGCUUUAUGAUGAGUAUCCUGACCAUAGAGUUUUCAUAAAUGUGCAUCAGAGUUACUUGGAAGGCAUCAUUCCUGGUCAGCCACGGAGAGUAGGAAGACCUAGAAAUGAUAACGAUGAAGAUGAUAAUGUGGAAUUUGCAACAGAGAAUCCAACAAGUGUUCGUCGCAUAGCAAGACGUUCGGGACUUCCCAAAUCCACAGUUCAUCGAGUCUUACAAAGAAAUCUGUUAUAUCCUUAUCAUGUGCAACGUGUUCAAGCACUUCUGCCCACUGAUUAUGAAAAAAGGAUUCAGUUUUGUCGGGAAAUGCUGCAGCGUAAUAGAGAAGACUGUAAUUUUUUUUAAAAACAUUUUGUGGAGUGACGAAAGCAGUUUUAAAAGAACAGGGAUUGUUAAUAUACACAAUUUGCAUUAUUGGGACUAUGUUAAUCCUAAUAUAGUGAGAAAUGAUCGUUUUCAGCAUCAGUUUUCAGUCAAUCUAUGGGCAGGGAUCAUUGAAGGCAAAUUAAUUGGACCAUUCGAGCUACCAGGAAGACUUAACGGCGAAAAUUAUUUACAUUUCUUGCAACAUAACUUAAACGAUUUACUUGAAGAAGUAUCUGUAGCAACACGGCGAGACAUGUGGCUGCAACACGACGGAGCUCCUGCUCACUCUGCCCGAAUCGUAAAGCAACAUCUUGAUACUACUUUUAAUAAUCGAUGGAUUGGAAGGGGAGGAAUCAUCCAAUGGCCGCCGCGUUCGCCUGACCUGAACCCCUUAGACUUUUUUUAUGGGGAUAUUUCAAAGAACUUGUUUUUAUCAAUGAAAGCCAAACUGAAGUAGAACUGCGAAGAAAAAUAAGACAAGCGGCCAACGUUAUUACCAAUAAUGACAGAGCCUUUCGGCGCAUAAAAAGUAAUUUCAUCCGCCGUUGCCGAAUGUGUAUUAGGGCAGGUGUUUCGCAUUUUGAACAUUUAUUGUGAUGUUUAAUAGCAAUAAAUUCUUUUUUUUCAUUAUUUAGAAUUAGAUUAUUUAGUAUUACAAUAUUUUGAUUUUUGUCCAAAAACGAUUAGUUUAAUAAAAAAGUCAAUCAAAAAAGACUCGUAUCACUUAUCUGAAAGUAGUUCACCAUAUGAGAAUCUUCAUUAAAUAAGCUUUCCUGAUAAUUUUUAAAUAAAAAUUAAACAUAUUGAGAAAUUAUUUUUUUCUUACUAGUGAAAGAAACAAUUAUGCAUCCAAAUCAUAUUUAUGAAAGGGUGCACCCCUUAGGGUCACACUCGCACUAAAUACUAAGUAAAUAAAUUAUGAUAUUUUUUUAAUAAAUUUUGUGCAUGAUGCAUGAAGCGAUUUUUACAAAAAUGAGAAAAAUGGAAAUAACUUUUAAACCAUUAACAAUCGGAUAAUAGUAUAUAGGGUUUUUUUGAUUGCAUCUUGAUCUUUUCUUGCUCAUUGAUCUCCUCUAUCACCUCCCCUCGUUUGGACGUCUACUUUUGGGACAACCUGUAUAUAUUUUUUUCGUAUUUUUGGGAAGGAGUUGGAGUGGGAAUUAAAUUUUGUGUUUGUUCAAAUUUUGGAAUUUUUUGUAAAUACCACUAAUCUUCACUAAUCAAUCACUAACUUUGACUUUUUUAUGUUUCGAAGUUUGGAGUCCUGAAAAUGGCUUUAUAAAAAGUCAGAAUGUCGACGUUUGAACAAAAUCGCUUUUCUUGUUAUUUGAACCCCACAACAAUUCCUUCUCUCAAAUUACCAUUGUUGUCUGGGUGUAGUAAGUUUCCAUUGGUGAUCUAACUUAUUUUAAGUCAACUAUUUAUUAUGUUAAUUAGGAUAAUCUAUAUUAUGGGGUUAACUAAUAAGUAAUUUUUGAAAUUAUUAUAACCGAAUACAGGGUGUUUCCAAGCUGAUUGUUUCAUAGACAUAAAAUAUCGAUAUUUUCUUCGAUGGCGAAAGGUCCGAAAAUGUGUCUAAUAAAAUGUAACAAGGAACGGCGUAUAUCAGCUUUUGCUUAAUAAUUUAAAUAAUUUUAGGCAUUUUCCUUGUGCAUCGGUAACAAAUGAAAUUUUGGCCACUCUGUAAACGCUUCUUUGAAACACUCUGCAUAAAUAACAUUUUAAAAUGCCAUAACUUCAAUCUGCAAUAAAAGCAAUAAAUAAUUACUAAGUUAAUAA
Anthonomus grandis grandis is the source of this 4334-nucleotide messenger RNA. RefSeq names its product golgin-45. The transcript has 6 exons. Gene Ontology annotation, cellular component: Golgi membrane. The coding region runs from base 137 to 1399 and encodes 420 amino acids. Lineage: Eukaryota; Metazoa; Arthropoda; Insecta; Coleoptera; Curculionidae. Gene Ontology annotation, biological process: Golgi organization; Golgi to plasma membrane protein transport. The record is from RefSeq and is a predicted model, not a curated record.